CAGAAUGCAACAAUUCUAAAACACAUUUUUAGAACUGAAAAGCAAAAGAAAUCUAUAGAAAGUACAUAAAGAAACUAAAAGAACACAAAGGCAAAAGAAAAAGAAAAUGGAGUCAAAUUGGCUUCGCAUUUUUGUCCUCUUGGCAUUUUGCUUCUUUCCAGUUUUCGGCAUUACUCGUCAUUACAAGUUCAAUGUGGUAAUGAGGAAUAUGAGUCGUUUAUGUUCCAGCAAGCCUAUUGUCACUGUUAAUGGAAGGUUUCCAGGACCCACAAUUUAUGCUAGAGAAGAUGAUAGAGUACUCAUUAAAGUUACUAACCAUGUCAAAUAUAAUGUCUCUAUCCAUUGGCAUGGUAUUAAACAACUUAGAAGUGGUUGGGCAGAUGGACCGGCAUACAUCACACAAUGUCCAAUUCAACCAGGGCAAAACUACGUAUACAAUUUCACAAUUACAGGCCAAAGGGGUACUCUAUUUUGGCAUGCUCAUAUUUUGUGGCUAAGGGCUACUGUCCAUGGUGCAAUUGUCAUCUUGCCUAAACGUGGUGUGCCAUAUCCGUUCCCUAAACCAAAACAUGAAGCUGUGGUUGUUUUAGGUGAAUGGUGGAAAUCUGAUACUGAAGCUGUGGUCAAUGAAGCUCUAAAUUCAGGAUUAGCCCCUAAUGUCUCCGAUGCUCACACUAUUAAUGGUCAUCCAGGACCUGUUUCCAAUUGUCCGUCUCAAGGUGGAUACACAUUAAAUGUUGCUCCUGGAAAAACAUUCAUGUUACGAGUGAUCAAUGCUGCACUUAAUGAAGAACUUUUCUUCAAAAUUGCUGGCCACAAAAUGAUGGUAGUUGAAGUCGACGCCACUUACGUUAAACCCUUCAAAACAGACACAAUUGUAAUAGGCCCUGGCCAGACCACAAAUGUUAUAAUCACUGCUGAUCAAAGUUUCGGAAAAUACAUGGUGGUUGCUUCUCCCUUCAUGGACUCUCCUAUCGCGGUCGACAACGUGACGGCUACCGCCACGUUGCAUUAUACCGGGGCACUAGGAAGUAGCCCAACAACUCUCACUAGUGCCCCGCCCCAAAACGCGACAUUAGUCGCCAACAAUUUUAUCGACUCUCUUAAAAGCCUUAAUUCGAAAAAAUACCCAGCUAAAGUUCCAAAAACUGUAGAUCAUUCAUUACUUUUCACGGUCGGACUCGGAAUUAACCCGUGCCCGUCUUGUAUACCGGCUAAUGGGAGCCGGGUUGUUGCUGGUAUAAAUAACGUUACGUUUGUUAUGCCAAGUACUGCGCUUUUACAAGCGCAUUUCUUUGGCAUAAAAGGCAUUUUCACAACGGAUUUCCCAGGAAAUCCGCCGUUCAUUUUCAACUAUACGGGUACAGUACCACCAGCAAGCUUGGCCACGACGAACGGGACCAGACUUUACCGGUUGAGUUAUAAUGCAACUGUUCAAUUGGUAUUGCAGGAUACUGGAAUUAUAGCCCCUGAGAAUCAUCCUCUCCAUUUGCAUGGUUUUAAUUUCUUUGCAGUAGGUAAAGGUUUAGGGAAUUUCAAUCCGAAAACGGAUCCUAAGAAUUUUAAUCUUAUUGAUCCUGUUGAAAGGAAUACAAUUGGAGUUCCUUCUGGAGGAUGGGUCGCCAUAAGAUUCCGCGCUGACAAUCCAGGAGUUUGGUUUAUGCAUUGCCAUCUAGAGAUACACACAACAUGGGGAUUAAAGAUGGCAUUCCUUGUAGAUAAUGGAAAGGGUCCUAAUGAGUCACUUUUGCCACCUCCGAAAGAUCUCCCAAAAUGCUAAAAUCCAUUGAGUACAGCAAAAGCUGCAACAUGCUAUGAUGGAAAAGAAGAAUAGAGAUUCAAUAAGCAGUGCAUUCAUUUUCUUGAGUGGAAAAAACAAAGGGGAAAUUUUGCUCAAGCAAACCUCAAUAAUUAUACAGAUGUAUUUGUGUUGUAUACAAUUUUUUGUUAUCGUUGUUCAUGGAAGUUUGAGAAAUGGAUUGUUUCUUUCUGAUUUGUAUGUUGGCCCACUAAGGGGUAAAGUACAUUCACAUUUAUUUUUUUUGCAAAC
This is a messenger RNA of Solanum dulcamara, 2050 nucleotides long. RefSeq names its product laccase-4-like. Gene Ontology annotation, molecular function: copper ion binding; hydroquinone:oxygen oxidoreductase activity. Gene Ontology annotation, biological process: lignin catabolic process. Lineage: Eukaryota; Viridiplantae; Streptophyta; Magnoliopsida; Solanales; Solanaceae. The record is from RefSeq and is a predicted model, not a curated record. The coding region runs from base 107 to 1780 and encodes 557 amino acids. Gene Ontology annotation, cellular component: apoplast. The transcript is spliced from 6 exons.